GAAGGUGUCAAAUCCGUAUGCACGCUCAAAACAGAUGCUUCAUUACAGUUCACAAAGUGGGAUAUCGGAUACAACAUGGGACUGUGGAACGCUCUGCUGCUGAUGGUUAUAGUGUGUGUAUUUCCAAACGAAGGAGCCCGGUGCCAACUAGGCUUUGUGCCACACAAGCAUUCCUGCUACUGGUUCUCAAAUGAGAAAGGAUCCUUUGCAGAGGCUACUGCUGUUUGCCGCUACUUAAAGAGUCGCCUGGCUGAGAUAAAUAACCGAGAUGAGGAUGAAUUCGUCACAGGUCACAUCAAGCGUCAUGGGAAGUCACCUUACUACCUUCUGGGGGGUACCGAUCUGCGACUGGAAGGACGGUUUACUUGGGAGGGCCAAGUGACCCCUAUGGUCUACCAGAACUGGUACCCUGGGCAGCCAUCCAACUGGGGCGGCCAAGAGAACUGUAUGGGCAUAGACAAAACUAUGGCCUACAAAUGGAAUGAUUGGCCAUGUAAGGACAGUCAUAACUUUGUCUGUGAAAAUUAGGGACAGCUACUGUACACGUGCGUAAUAAAUGAUACAGGUCCAAAUCAG
Messenger RNA from Haliotis rufescens (red abalone), 576 nucleotides. Its product is annotated as perlucin-like. NCBI's taxonomy places the organism in Eukaryota, Metazoa, Mollusca, Gastropoda, Lepetellida, Haliotidae. The record is from RefSeq and is a predicted model, not a curated record. Bases 76 to 528 code for a protein of 150 amino acids. Gene Ontology annotation, molecular function: signaling receptor activity. The transcript is spliced from 4 exons.